AUGAGCACCUCGCUGAAAACAGAAUCCGUUUGGAGGUCAGCCCCGCUGGCCGCCUGGAAAUGGGCUAUACCGGACUUUGAUGACAAAAAACCUUUCACUCGCUCCACUCUUUGGAUUCCUUUCUCAUGUUUCCCCUUGAUUCUGCUGCAGAUUCAUCUGCUUUUACGCUAUAAUCCCAAGGCAACGUGGCUGCUGAGAGCCUCUCUGAUUCCGUUCGUAACACUAGUCUCACUGAGGUCUGCAUAUGCUUACUAUUACAUGGUCGACGGUCAAGGCCAGCUCGACGGUAGAGGACAGACAAUCAACGUCACUCUGGGCUGUGCUGCGAUCAGUAUCAUCAUUCGGUCGCUUGAAUUUGGCUUGGCUCGCCAGAGACCUCGGCUCAAGAUACACAAAUCGAACCCCUACGACGCCGUCAAUGGCAGAAAGCAUGCACACCGCAGUCCCGAUCCAAUGCCCAUUUUUUUCCCUGGCACCUUAUGGCCUCUCGAACUUGACCUGCUUGUCAAUGUAAGAGCAUCAGGCUGGGAGCAUGGUAUCAAGGAUGGCGUUCCCGCCUUGCCGGUGCCCACCUACACCCGGCGCCAGCGGCGGGAUUGGAUCUUGAAGGCCUUGGCUCCCAUACCGCUCUACUUUGUCCUAUACGAUGUCGUUUUUUGCUUGAUCGAAGACCCACGCUUCAAUAUUCACGCUGACAGCAGGGUCGGCGGCAGCAUCUGGGAUUCUUCCAAAGGAUCGUUCGGUAAAGCAGGCCCUUACUUGGUCUGCGUUGCGUUUGGCUCUUCCUUUGUAUGCAUUCAAUACAUGAUGCACGCCAUUCUAGCCUGCAUCUUUGUCGGCUUGUUGGAUGAUUUGCCUUCACGGUGGGAUCCACCCAUUGUGAGCCUACCUUGGCUGUCGACAUCGGUGACUGAGUUUUGGUCCCAGCGUUGGCAUCAAAUUCUGCGAGUCACCUUUAUGACGGUAGGAUUUUGGCCAAUCCGUGACGCCCUCCGUCCCGUUGCCGGUCGUCGGAUUGCCAACAUGAUGGCGAUAUGCGGGACCUUUUUGGUUUCCGGCCUUCUGCACGAGCUCGGUCGCGCAGCCAUGACACCUGGCUUUGGCCUCACCAACGUCACCCUCUUUUUUACUAGCCAGCCCGUUGCAAUCUUUGGCGAGCAGCUUUUUGAAUAUUGCACCAGACGUCGUGUACGCGGCUUCUGGGGUUGGCUUUGGACUGCUUCGUGGAUCCUUGGCACUGCGCCCCUCUUGCUCGAGGCUUUCAACCAAGGCGGUAUGCUUGCUGCAGACAAUAAGUAUCUUGGCUUCACGCGUCGACCAGUCAGGUUCAUGCUUGAUUGCUGGGACCACAUGUUCAACAGCGUUUAG
Molecule: messenger RNA, 1368 nt
Organism: Mycosarcoma maydis (corn smut)
Lineage: Eukaryota; Fungi; Basidiomycota; Ustilaginomycetes; Ustilaginales
Exons: 2
Coding region: 1-1368 (455 amino acids)
Biological process (GO): lipid metabolic process
Source: RefSeq, a predicted model, not a curated record